Messenger RNA from Neolamprologus brichardi, 4557 nucleotides. It is a transcript of the gene morc3a, whose product is annotated as MORC family CW-type zinc finger 3a. Gene Ontology annotation, cellular component: PML body; nucleus. Lineage: Eukaryota; Metazoa; Chordata; Actinopteri; Cichliformes; Cichlidae. Gene Ontology annotation, molecular function: ATP hydrolysis activity; zinc ion binding. The record is from RefSeq and is a predicted model, not a curated record.
AGUGUUUGGCCGACCGGAUGCUUGGACCUAACCCCGCCCACAGCAAUCGGUCUACAGAGAAAGAUGGCGACGCAGAUGGACCAUGGUGUUCCGUUAAGCACGCUUUCGCCCAAGUUUCUGCACAGCAACUCCACCAGCCACACCUGGCCCUUCAGCGCUAUAGCUGAACUGAUUGACAAUGCCUACGACCCAGACGUCAGUGCCAAACAGUUCUGGAUUGAUAAAACUGUGGUCAAAGGAGAAGAAUGCCUCAGCUUCAUGGAUAAUGGAAAUGGGCUGGACAACAAAACAAUGCAUAAGAUGCUCAGCUUCGGAUACAGUGACAAGAUGCCCCUGAACGGUAAAGAUCCAAUUGGAAUCUAUGGCAAUGGCUUCAAGUCUGGCUCCAUGCGUCUUGGCAAAGAUGCUAUUGUCUUCUCCAAGUCGAAGAGGAGCUUAUGCGUGGGGAUGCUCUCCCAGACCUACCUGGAAAAGAUUGGUGCAGAUCAAAUAAUUGUACCUAUUGUUUCCUUUGAAGAGAGCGACUCAAAGAACUUCUGUGUAAGAGAGGACCAGAAAUCCAGUCUACAGGCCAUUCUGCAGUAUUCCCCUUUCAGCACACAAGAAGAGCUACUCUCAGAGAUUCAUGCAAUUAGUUUGCCGGGAUCCACGUCAAAAACUGGCACACGGAUCAUCAUCUGGAACCUCCGCAGGACAUCUACUGGAACAGAGUUUGAUUUUGAGAAGGAUCGGUACGACAUCCGAAUUCCAUCUGAGGUUUACAGUGCAGAGAAUGACACUAAUCAGCGUCCAGACAAGAUCACGUCACACAUCCCUGAGAGCAUGUACUCGCUUCGGGCAUUUUCCAGCAUUCUGUACCUGAAGCCUCGAAUGCAGAUCAUAGUUCGGGGUCAAAAGGUGAAAUCUCAGCUCAUCGCCAAGAGCCUGGCCUGGAUCAGAAAGGAUCACUAUAAGCCUACUUUCCUGACCCGAAGAAUUCCUAUUACUUUUGGGUAUAACACCAAAAGCAAAGAGCAGUGUGGCAUAAUGAUGUAUCACAAGAACCGGCUCAUUAAAGCUUACGAACGUGUCGGCUGUCAGCUUAAGGCCAACAACAAUGGUGUUGGAGUCAUUGGGGUCAUAGAAUGUAACUUUUUGGAUCCCACUCACAACAAACAGAGUUUUAUGGAGAAUGACAAGUACAGGAAAACCAUGAAUAAUUUGGGGAUUAAAUUGGAGGAGUACUGGAAAGAGAUACGCUACAGAAAGACGAAAGAAAAUCCAAAUAGCACCAUACUACCAGAAGAUAUCAAGAAGCGACCAGAUCAAAACUGGGCGCAGUGUGAUAGCUGUCUGCAGUGGCGUAAACUUCCUGAUGGCAUUGACAUCAACAAGCUGCCAGAUAAAUGGUUCUGCCAAAUGAACCCUGAUCCUCAGUUCAGGAGCUGCCAGGUAGCCGAGGAACCAGAAGACUCUGAUGAUGAUCAGCCUUCGUAUCGCAAGACCUACAAACAGCAGGAGAGAGAGGAAAAGAAACAGGAAAAGGAAAGACAGAAGAUUGUCCACCAAUCCCCUUCCACUCCCACUACUUUGAGGAGCUGUUCAUUACAAGAGGGCGCUCCAAGGCCUGAAUCCUCACCGCUGACGUCUUCCACCAUUUCUCAAGCUGCCUACAGCCCUUCUUGUAAUGAUGGUUUUCCAGUUAUUACUAGCGUAUGCUCAUUGUCAGCAGCCUUACUGUCAGCAGGUGCAUUGUCAACCCCGAGAGUAAAAAGGAAACUGCCUGUUACUCCACAGAACACACCAAAAAGAUCUCGGAUAAAUGGCUUCCAUAGGAGCACCUCGGAAACAGCCCCAUCAGUAGAUGUGACCCCACUGAGCUCUCCUUCUGUGAAUGUUGAUAGUAAUAAUGAUGAUACCGACGAUGAAAUUGUCAUCUUGGAGACUGCUAGCACCCCCAAGCCAAAACAGAACCUCUACGAUUUAAAUAAAGUGAAGAAAGAGGAAGAGCAAAGUGACAAUAAUGUCAGCAUGCUGUUGGAGUGUAGCGAUGAUGCUGCUGUGGAUGUCCCCUCAGACACGAAUGCUGCAGGAGCAGGCUCUGCAGGGUCUGCAGCUGUGGAAACCAGUUCCUCCCCAGCGCCCCUUCCACAGCUGUCAAGCGCCACUACCCAGACAGAAGCACCUAUGGUGAAGCAAGAAGGCGAGGACCAAAAGCAAGAUGAUAUUAAUAAGGGUGGUAAAGAACAGACCUCGAAUAUGGAUAACUGCAACGUUCAGCAAAGAAAAUUUAAGCAGGAGAGCAGUGGAGACGGUCAUAGUGAACAUCAGGGACAGCAGACCUUGCAGAAUGGCGUGAACCAUGAUCUAGAAAGGGAAGGAAGUCCUAGACCUUCCUGUUCGAAUAUCGGUGACAACGAAUAUAGUCCACUUACCUACCCCAAUAUCUCUGAGGUACAGCAACAACAAGACCAGCUGCUUGAGCUCAUGCAGGAGACCGCUCAGGAGAGAGACUCUUUAAAAGAACAGGUCCAGAAACUUACCUCACAAGUGAAAGACCUGGAGAAAAAACUGAAGGAGAUGGCACCGGUCAGCGUAAAGAAGGAGUGUUGUCACCAAGCCAGCCAGACAGAAGAAACAAGAGGGCAGAAGGACUACAAAAGUCUGUUCGAGAAGGCCAAACAGAAAGUCAGUGAACUGAUUAAAGAGAAGGAGGCUUUAAUAGCAGCAUCUGAUACCAAGGCCAAUCUGAGUGCUGACAAAAAUGUGGAAAAUGACGAUGAGAUUGCGCUGCAAGUUGACGCUCUAGUCCGGGAACUGGAUCAAAGAACGAAGGAGACAAAAGAGCUGCGCUCACGGCUGGACCUUGUGGAGGAGCACAAGGCAAACCUGGCAGCCCAGUGCGAAGAGCUCCAGUUAAGCUUAGAGCACCAAAGGGAAAAAGCACAAAGUCUUCCAACAACCAGUGAAUCUUCAAUUCAGACACAUCCAGAGGAGGAAGGAGGGGCAGCUGUUUCUGGCACAUAUUCAACCUCAGAUGCAUACAGAAGUUUGGUAGAGCUUCGGCAGAACGUCGGGCGCCUUCUUCUCCCCCACGUGCCUGCGCUGGACCUGGCACAAGUGAAUUUCGAGUGCAAUGUAAUUGAUGAGAUCCUAGACCAGUUUCUCUCUAAUAACAAUUCUGACACAACAAAUGAUUAAACGAAAGUCGUCACAUCCUGGAUUUAACUAGCGCUCCACCUGUAAAUGUUUCAUAAGGAGACCCGUGAGUGGGAUAUUAACUUAAUUUAAGGUAUGUUACAGAUGCUUACGGAUUUUUAUUUUUAGGUUACUUUAACUAGCUUUUUGGGUUUUUUAUGAAACAGAAAGCAAAAGCAGCUGUAGAUAUUAAUUGCCCCCAAGUUUCUCAAGAAAAUCAAGGAAGUAGCAGUUUGUUCGUAGUCUUGCCAGCUAUUAAUACUUGUGUUUGAUUUUUCUCUUGUUUUUGUUUUAAAUAAUAUGUUGCACAUUUUGUAUUAUCAUGUCUUACCAAAUAUAUUUUUAUAUUGCCUAUUUAUAUUUGUUGAUUACUGCUCUGCGGCGAGGUGUGGUUUGUGGCUUAGCUGCAGGGGAGGGGUGGCCGGCACAGCUCAGGUCCAUUACGGUAACCAUGACUUCCCUAUUUAAGUAACUGUCCGGUCCCAAAAGAGGGGUGGGAGGUUUGGAGAGGAGAGCAAAGCGCACAGCCAUACAGCUGUAUAUAUGUGUGUGUGUGUGGCUGUGUAGGAGCAAAAUAAAAAUGAGUUUGUCAAAACAACCUGCAAAAGCAUCAGGUCCUUAUGUCAUAAGCUCUAUAAGACUUUGGUAGUCUUCUCAAAAUCACAACACAAGUCUGCCAGAGAAGUCUGUCAUCACAAACUUGGGCACGUUGAUAUUAAAUAGAACAGACAUUUGUCAUCAGAGUAAGCGGUUUCAUUAUAAUAAUGAGGUGUGUGAUGUGGGGCACAAGGAGCAAGGUCUUCAGAUUUGGUUGAUUGUUUCAAACUCAAAUGUUUUGGCAGCGUAGGUGGCAAAACAUUUGACACCCUGGUUUUACAUUUCACUUUUGGGCAAUAAUUCAAGUUUCAUUUGGUAAAGAGCUCAGUCUGACCAGUCUGAAUAUACUGAUGAGUUAAACUGGAUCAUUUUGUUUUAAAAACUAUUUCAAAAUAUUUUUUGAAGCGACUCUCAGGUGAUGAAAUAACCAGCGUGGGAGUUGCAUUUCCAUUUUCCAUGACAUUUUACAGAAAAAAAAGAAGAAAAGCAUCAACCACACGGUUUUACAUGUUGUACUUUAACCUGCACAUCACAGGCUUGAAAACAAUGGGUUUUUUUCUAAAAUGUACUCGAUUUUCAACUUUAAGACUCGGGAUUGAACUAAAAUCAUCAUUGCAAAACUCUUAGCGGUUUAAUUUUCUUUAAGUUAACUUGACUUAAAUGUUUCACAGUUGCAGUGCACUGCUGAUAACUCUGAUAUUUAAAAAUUAAAUAUUCUGUCAAUAACAACCGCAGUUAUAAAAGUUUGUUCUACCUAUUUUUUAAUAAAUAAUUUUAAAUAAU